Messenger RNA from Micromonas commoda, 675 nucleotides. RefSeq lists its product with no specific name. NCBI's taxonomy places the organism in Eukaryota, Viridiplantae, Chlorophyta, Mamiellophyceae, Mamiellales, Mamiellaceae. The coding region runs from base 1 to 675 and encodes 224 amino acids. Gene Ontology annotation, cellular component: endoplasmic reticulum. The record is from RefSeq and is a predicted model, not a curated record. The transcript has a single exon.
AUGCCCUUUGGCCUCCGCGUUCCCGCGGUCCUCCUCGCGCUCGCGGGCCUGCUCCUCACCGCGCCGACCGCGAUCGAUGCCAUCGACGCCAAGUGCUCCGCCUGCGCCGCUGUCGCCGGGCAACUGCAAACGGCGCUCGAGGCUGAGAAGCCCAGGAACCACGUGGACUUGCGCGGCAGGCUGGACAGCAAGGGCGUCCGGUACGGCAAGUUGAUCCCGUACGACGUCAGCGAGCAGAGGUUCACCGAGCUCAUGGAGGGCGUCUGCGAGGGCCUCGGGCGGUACACCCUGAGGACCGUGAAACCGUCCGAGGGUCCGUCAGCGGGGACGGACGUGAUGCGUUGGGAGAACAUCGGAAGGGUCUCCAAGAACCCACGGGCUAAGACCCUGAGGGACGAGCUCAACGACUACUGCCACAGGAUCGUGGAGAAGCAGGAGGAGGACCUCCAGAAAGCUCUCUACGCCAAGGAGCUCAACUCGACGAACGUCGCUGAGAAGAUGUGCAUCCAGUUCAGCGGCGAGUGCGAGGACCGCGAAGACCUGACCUCGGCGCAGUCCCCGGCGAUGGAGGAGGAGAAGAAGCCCAAGAAAGACAAGGAGGCCAAGUCGGGGGGUAAGAAGAGAAAGAAGGGCGCCAAGAAGCCCGCGAAAGGGGACGACAAGAAGGAACUGUGA